UGUGCGUCUUAGGAGUUAAGGUUGUUGAAAGCUAGGUCGACAGAUUGUUAAACUUUUGCACUCUUAAGUGAGAAUAGAACUAUAAAUAGAGUAUCUCUCUGGUAGUAAGAUAUAAAUUUUAAUCACAAAUUAAAUCCUUUGGGUUCGAAAGGUGUUAAAUUCGUGUCCAAUUUUAUUUCACAUCAAUUUCAAGCAGAAGAAUGGCGACAGCAGUGGCUUCCCGGUUUGCUGUACUUAGCAUGGACGACGAUGACGACUCUCCCAAAAGAAAUCAAAAGAAGAAGGCAGAAAAUAGGAAAACUGGAACAGGCGUGUCAACUCAAAAAACGGAUUCCAACCAAAAAAAGAAAAGUAAAAAAUCUGAUUCGUGUAAGCCAACACAGUCAAACUCGAAUGCUAAAUCUAAAGGCAAGACAGGAAAGGGUGAAGGCAGCAGAGAUGGACAGCAAAAAAAGAAAAACCCUUCACAAGAACAGUGGGAUCAGUGGAAGAAGAAAGAUUCUGAGUUUGUAGAUGGAAACUAUGAACAGGAUCUACAUCAGGCCAUUCUUCUAUCUAAGCUGGAUUAUGAAGAGAAGAAGGAUCUGUAUGAACAGUUAAGAAAGGAUGCUGAAGAAGAGAAAAAGAAUGCCAGCAAGAAAAACAAGAAGUCCAACAAAGCCCAGCCCAUGUCUCUAGAACAGUUCAAUAGUCUCCAUUUAGAUUCUGUUUGUGAAAGUGGAAUGGGUGAGUCCAUGAUGAACAGCAAAGUGAAUGAACAAGAUAAGGAGUUCUUUGACAGAAUUGAGGAUGACACAAAGAAGGCUCUGGAUAGAGAACAAACGUUAGAACUUAGGAAAGCUCGAGAGCCAUUUAUCCAAGAAGCCAUUACAGUUGCACAGUUUGAAGAUGCUCUAGAGGAAAGAAAUAAAGAAAUAAGAUCAUUGAAAGAAGAAGUAGUGAAACUCAAGGAAGAGUUACACAAUGUUAAAACAAGAAACAAAAAGCUCUGCAAUAUUCUGGCUCUAGGAGAAAUGAAAGACAAAGCAGAAGCCCUGUUUGAAGUGGAAAAAUUACGAAGAGUGAAAGAUGAACUGUCCACAGAAGUGUCCAGCCUCCAUGCACAACUAGAACAAGAAAGAUCAAAAGUGCGUGCCCUCACCUUAGACUCUAAGAGCAAGGCACAGGUAACCUUGAGCACAAGAAGCGUGUGGCCAGUGAAACAACACAGUGAAACUGAACAAUGUGGACUCCCGAAUUUCAUUACAGGUUUUCCAUGCCAAAUCAACGGACUUUGCCAGAAGUCUGUGGCACUUAAUUUUUUAUUUUGAAUGAAACUUGAUGUAACCGUAGGUUGGCAAGAUAUAAGUAAAAGUACAAAGUAUAUUGUGGUUUUGAGGAUACAGAUCUGUGUGACUAUAUUUAAAAGUGGUCAUUUGUGGAAAGAAUAGCUUGAACCAGGAUAUUGGGUGUACAGAUAGAAGUGUCUGAACUACCAUGUCACAGUGUUUUCAUGUUUAUUAUUUUAAAAUCCAAUCUACUAAAACUUUCCUACCUUUUAAAUAAGAGUGUCUUGAGUUGCAGUGGUAAAUGUAUGGUGCUUGAAAGUUCAAAGUCAAAUUGAGAAAGAAUCUGAAGGUGGCAUGAUGAUAAACACCUUAUUUAUCUUUAAUAAAAAUUAAUACUUUUUUGUCAUGUUGCUUUAAAAUGAAUAUGUUUUUGAGAAUAAACUAAUCAUUCUUCAUUUAAUAUUGUAAUUACCUCAAAAAGAAAAUGUUUUCCUUAUUGUGUCCACAGGUCUAAGAGAGAUAGGUAUGAGGUGCCAAGUAUUGUAUAAUUUGUAUAUAAAGUUGUGAAUAAUAUACAAAUAAUAAAUUGAAGUUGGAACACAUGUGGCAAAACCA
This is a messenger RNA of Cryptotermes secundus, 1883 nucleotides long. RefSeq names its product G kinase-anchoring protein 1. The record is from RefSeq and is a predicted model, not a curated record. Lineage: Eukaryota; Metazoa; Arthropoda; Insecta; Blattodea; Kalotermitidae. The transcript has 6 exons. Gene Ontology annotation, cellular component: Golgi apparatus. Gene Ontology annotation, biological process: signal transduction. The coding region runs from base 201 to 1310 and encodes 369 amino acids.